This is a messenger RNA of Rhizophagus irregularis DAOM 181602=DAOM 197198, 661 nucleotides long. The record is from RefSeq and is a predicted model, not a curated record. Lineage: Eukaryota; Fungi; Glomeromycota; Glomeromycetes; Glomerales; Glomeraceae.
AAUUGGGAACAGAGAACAAUUUACAGAUUAAACAAAAGAAAUACAUUCCGGGCGCUUCGGCCUACCGCUCGGUCAACUUUAAAUACUAAACUACAUUUGACAUAAUUAUUAUUAAAGUACAAAAAGUGAAACUACUUGUUAAUAUGCCUACGUCUACCUCCUUUACCUUUUCCAUAACUCCACCCCUUUUUUUGUUAAUACUUAUUACUGUCCACCCUUCACUGUCACUCUCUUCUUCUGCUUCACUCCUGAUCACCUUGUUUACCUAUAACCCGCUUUUUACCUUCUUUUAUUUCUUCUUCAUCAGAAGAUGAGACCGCAAAUUUUGACCCGAAUACUAACGUAAUUUUUGUUCGUGAAGAUUCUUCACGGUUGCAUCUAUUAUGUGACAGUGUGACAACGAUAAAAUUAUUACAUACUGCUAUAAUGCACUGAGAAAUGAAUCUUUCGAUUACAGCGCAGAGUGGUAUAUUAUGAAAAUGAAGUAUAAUGGCAAAAGUGACUCCUGCGGGACUAUUUUAUUUUUAUCUCUUACUAACUUCGGAAUUAUAAUACAGGUCUUGUUUCGAAAAAGUUCUCUUGAAUUAGCAAAUAUUAAAGAAAUAAAAAGAAACAAAAGAAUCUACCCUCUAUGUCGAGACAUUAUUUCUGAUCAGCUUAU